CAGUUCUAAUAUUUCCAUCUGGUUCUAAUCUAUGUCAUGAAUUUCUUUGCUGAGACUUUCUCUUGUUUUCAUUUGUUUCAAGCGUGUCUGUAAUUGUUGAGGUAUUUUUAUGAUGGCUGCUAUAAAAAUCAUUGUUAGAUAAUUCCAACAUCUGUGUUAUUUCAGUGUUGGCAUUCGUUGAUUAUUUUUUCUUGCUGAAGUUGAGAUUUUCCUGCUUCUUGGUAUGAUGAGUGACUUUCCAUUGUAUGCUAGACAUUAGAGUAUUUCACUAUGAGACUCUGGAUCUUAUUUAAAUCCACUAGUUUAGGAGACUUUUUAUCACAUGUUUCCAGAGGGUAAGUGGAUGGGAAGCCACCUCCUUACUGCCAGGUGAUGGUGGAAGUCUAGAUUUCCCACUCUGCCUGUUGACACCUGGGGUUGGGGGUUAGUCCUAUAACUGAUGGGUGGGCAUAGAAGUCAGGAUCCCCACAAGGCCACCAGUGACAUCACUGUGGUCUGAAGUCGAGAAGUGCCUCAUUAUUGCUCCCCCUUUGGUCUCCACCAACACUGCUGUGGGGAAGGGGUGCCUUAUCACUAUCACCACUUAAGAGGUGGCACGCCACAUGGCUUCCACUGACACCAUCGCAAUGGGGAGGUGAAAGGGGGCUUCAUUGCCACCAGGUGGGGAUCGAAGUCUAGGCUUCCCCAGUGAUCUCUGCUGACAUUGUGAGGGAGAGGGAUUGUUACUGUCAGGCAAGGAUGAAGGUCCUGACUCCAUUAAGGGGGAAGGUGUGCCUUGUUAUAGCCCAGCAAGAUCUAUAAUCCCUACUUAGCUUUUGCUGACAGCAUUGUUAGUGGGGCUGCACAUUUUUCUAUCACCAUUGGGCUGGUGUCAGCGGAGGCCAUGUGGACUUCCACACUCACUGAGUGGUAACAAGGCAGCCCUCUCCCACAAUGAUGUUGGUGAAGACAAGUGGGGAACAGUAAUGAGGUACCCCUUUCUCUUGGGCCGGGUUGGUUGGGGUAGGGGCAGUUAUUUUCUGUAGGUGUUCUCUCUUGCUAGGCUAUUCCUUUCUUAGUCCUUUGGUUAGAGAGAAUUGGCUCUUUUGGGGCUUUCUUUUUUUUCUAUUCUGUCUGUGCCUAUUGGCACCUACAGGUCACUGCUUCUCCAGCAAAAAGAAAACCCAGGGUCGUUCCUUAGGUCCUGAACUGGUCUACCUUCUCUCUCCAUUUCAAAGUCUUCUUAUGUUAUCUUAUAAAGAAAGUCUAGAGUUUUUGUUGUACUACUUUUGUGCCUGUCUUGAGCCAUAAUUCAUAACUAGUGAAUGUAUAAGUCGAUUCUGACUUUUGGCAUUAUAUGUAAUUUUUCAGUGAACAUCUUUAUGACUAAAACCUUAGGAUAAAUUAUUAGGACAGAAAAUACUGACCUGAAGUAUAUAAAUAUAUUCAAGAUUUUUUGAUGUAUUUUGCCAAUUGCUUUUCGGAAGGAACAUGACCCACAUAUACUUUUACCAGCAACGUGUAACAAUACUCAUUUCAAAAGAUACCCUGGUCAAUUGGACUUUACAUUUUUUCCUAAUUUUAUAGGGGCAAAUUGAUAUGAUAGUAAAAUUUCUACCAUGGUUUUGAAAGAUAUGAAGAAUUGCCAUAAUUUAUUGUAAGAUAAUUCACCAAAUAAAAGAUAUGACAAUAAUAUCACUUUCGAAUGCUUAAAAGGUGCCAGGCACUCUGCUGAACAUUUAACAUUUUAUUUUCAUAACAUGAGAAUAAACAUAUCAUAAUGAGGUAAGUAUUAUUAUCCCUAUUUUUAUGAGACUUGGAGAGUGGAGGCAAUUUGCCUAGGACAUAUAAUUAAUGAGGUGGGAUUGAAAUUUAAUCCAGUUUUCUCCCACUCCAAAUCCCUUGCCUGGAUUCACUGUGGGCAGCAAUAAUGAGCUGAUUUGCUUAAAUGAUUAACAGGCUCAUUUGUUGUCAGAAACGAUGGGCAAAAUUACAACAUUUCUUUGUUCAGUAUCAGCAGAAGGCAUAUAGGAAAAACCAUUCAAUCUACUGGUUCCAUUUUCAAUAUACAGCUAUUAAUAAAUGGUGAUGGAGAAAACCAAUCAAGGAUGCCAAAUCUUCACCUUAAUUGCAGACUAUUAAAAGCCUUCAAAUCAAUAUCUAGUUUUAAAAUAUGUGAAUGAUUUCUUUUGUAAGAACUGCAUUCUGGAAAUAAUGAUCCAAUCUGGCAGAAAACAAGCUGAGUUAUGUCAAAUUGGGGUUUGGGUAGGGUUAGAUGUGACUAAUCCUUUAUUACUUUAAGGGAUUAGAAAAUAAGAUCUCCUUGCUUUUUAAAAAUUUUCACUCAAGUUCUUCAAAGAUGGAUCUUGAUCACCAUUAAAGCUCCUGCCAUGGUGACCAUGCUUUGAGAUAACUCAGAGGAAUGAGCCAGCAAGAUAUCGCCUUUCCAGUCUCCUCUAGUAUAACAAUUAGAAUGUGAAUCUGAGCCAAGAGAAUUAUAACAAUUGCACAGAGUCAAAUGGCAGGAAAACCAGGUUUUAUUCCUCACACCUCGACUGUCAUUUGUGAACCCCUGUGGAGAGUCUAGAGACUGUGAAGAAUGUCAUAAAUUAGUGCAGAUGAUCUUUAUGCAAAGUGGACAGAGGUGUGGAAUCGCUGUAAAAAGAAUAUUUAUCUAGUAAUUUGAAAGUCUUGUUUGAGAUGUCAGUACACGUAGAAAGACAAAUUGGACAGGCUUGAAAGUUCCAGUUCAGCUAAUUUACCAUAGCUUGUUAAGUUGACCCUAAAUAGGGGGAGAUCGAUUAUUUCCAGUUGCGGUUCUAUGGUAUCAUUAGAACAGCCGGAUUUGGCCUUUGUGUCAUCUGUUAAAACGGGUGGUGUGUGGAAAUGAUGAGGCCUUGUUAGCCAUAAAUCAGAUUAUAAUGAAAAUCUGAAAUCCCAGUAUAAUGCCUGUUGUUAGUUGCAAUGAGAUUUUGAUAAAACACAAAGCCUAUUACAUCUAAAGGAUGAAUACCAUGUUAUUAAUCAGAAUUCCAGCUGCUGUUAAUUUCUAUUUUUAUAUUUAAUUUUUGUUAAUUAAGGAACAGUGUAUUUAUUCAGAGAAAAGACAAUACUUCAUUAAAUAGCUGUUUCAUACAACCGAAAAAGGAAGAUUAUUUGACACCAACUGUGGCAAACAGCAUGUAUUCAUUUGAGAAAGUAUUUGGGGGGAAAUCUUUGCCUACAGAAUAUUGAAUAGAGUGUUUAUAUAUAUAUAUUUAUUGCUUGUUCUCUGUUCCUCUGGAAAUCAUUAAACAUUUUCUCCAGAUGAGGAAGCCUGUUAUCUCUAUUUCUUCAUGAAUUAUUGAAAAAAAUGAUCCAAGUAACACUUCAGGUGUCAGUUCCAUGCUAGGAUGAUGUACAGUGCAAUCCAUUGUGACCUUGAGGUGAAUUAACUCAACCCUGAUGAAAUUUGUUGAAGAUAAAAUUGGGAGAUGCAGUCAAAGCAUGAAAAAUGCAAAAGAACCUGAUUAAGUUUUCUUCCUCUAAAGAGGUCAGAGCUUCAUGGUGGACCAAGUUUGGUCUUCUCUGUGUUUUUGGACCAUUGUCAUGCACAGCUUCCUGGGUGAGAGGGUCUAAAAUUAAAUCUCAGGCAUUCUGAGAGAUGAGAGGCAGGCUGCCCACUUAGAGGCACCAUCUCACACAUCAGGAAGAGCUCCCAAAUUAAGGAUCCCAGGGAUUCCGUUCAAGCGAUAACAUGGAAAACAAGCCUGUGCUGCAGAGGUGAUCUGGAUGCAGGAAGAAAUGAAAGACGCCUACAAUCAAAAAGUACUAUUCUGGAACUGCAGAGGACCAGUAAGCUGCCUGACCAGUGCCAAAGAUCAAUCAGGAGGACUGAGCAUCCAACAAGGUAGAAGCAGGAGCCAGGACUCUCUCUCAAGUGGACCAAAGCUCCUCUCUGAAGAGACCAACAAUAGCACAUUCAUCAGAAGAGCUGAGGUGGAGCCGCGGAGGAGACAACGGAAGGCUGGGCCCCGGGGGGCCAGGCUAGAGGAAAGAAAAGAGACUCCUCUUCCAGCCAAGAUGAAAGACCUGAACACCAUUCAGGAAACUUCAGCGGCCCUGCAGAGUGAAGGCCAUGAGCAGGAAGACAAAAUGGACAAUCAAGCACAAAGAGAAGAUACACAUGACAAUCUCCCAAAGACACAGCGCUCUUCAGUACACUUUUUUCCAAAGAUGAUGGAUUCAGAUACUACAACACUGUCAUGGUCACGGUCAUUAUCUAAUGAAACACCUCUCAGUUGCUUUCUGUCUACGCCUCAGAUUAGUGGAGCAACUGUAUCAACAAUUGGAAGAAAGUCUAAAUCUAUUAUAGUGAGCCAUUCCCGAUCAGAAAACAGCUUGGGAAUCAACAGCUUCAUAAUUCCAAAGAAACAUACUCCACCAGUCACUGCUCCCGAGCCAGGUGUGACUGGAGAAGGAGAGGAUUAUUUCCUAUCUUUGUUUGGUGAUUCAAAGAAACUUAACGCACACUCACUCCACGCUGAGAAAACUUGGAAGCAUUUUUCUAUGAUUCUUGAAGAAGUGGGCCAAUCUAGAUCCAGUGCUCUGGGAGACAUUAAAAUAGCUGAAGUGAAUGUCAAGGGUUUAUUCGUGAAGCUCAUUAACUCUUCCCUUGACAAAGAACUGGAGAUUGGAGAUCAUAUUCUCCAGCAAAAUGUGAAUGGACAAAUAAUCUGUUUGUACCGAUUCCUUCCAAAUAUCAUAAUGCAAGCCAACUCCACAGUAACGGUGUGGGCAGCAGCAUCUGAAGCAAAGCAUCAGCCACCAGCAGAUUUUCUUUGGAAGGAACAAAACAAGUUCAAAACAAGCCCGAACUGUACAACAAUCCUGUGCAAACCUAAUGGGGAAGCUGUUGCCUGGUACACUCCUAUUCACUGGAAGCAAGCGUGGGAGAAAUUAGAGACCGACAUUGAAUUUGACAGAUGCUCAAUAGUAAGUCCAGCAUCUCGAAGGCAUUUGUUCCACUGGCCAGAAGUUCCAAGUACAACUGAAGAAAAACAAGAUCAAUCUAAGAAAGACAUCUCAAAAUGUCAUAUGGAACCAGUACAAGCUUUUCUUAAGAGAGAAAAGGAAAUCCCACCAACCCUUUUCCCCAAUCGCAGCCCUUGGUGCCACAGUCCCGAUGUCCCUGCACACCCCUACUGUUCUCUUAUUGAACCUCACAUUACCAGCAUGGCUGGAAGCAGCUUAGAUAGACAGCCCAGGCCUCAGUCAGCCAGGCCUAAUCCAGCACAGGGACCAAGAAAAACAAGACAUCUCGGUUACAAAAGCAAUAGGCAAUCAACUCAAUCUUUGAAGAACAAUAAUAUCCAAGCCUAGAUAACACAAGAACGCCUGACCUGUCCAGCCAGCCUUCAUUACACAGGAGAGGAAGCCGGCAGCAAGCAAGAAAAUGGAUUCUUUUAGAAAAGAUAAUUCCUCAGGACUUUACUGUAACGACUUCUUAAAGAAGGAGAUAGAGUUUGUGGACAAGUUCAAACAUUUGUUUUCUAGGCUGUAAACAAGAAAAACAUUGGUCAAAAGCAAAACCAUCACAGUUUUCAUUUUAUGUACAUGGAGUUCCCCAAUCACUAACUUGAGUCUUUUGUACCCUGCCCCGGGGUUAGGUCAACAACUUCUGCCAUUUCCGCAAAUGCACUUGUUUCAGGGAUUCUCAAUCUUAUGGUCUGAUUCUCUACACUUGGAAUCUGUCUCCAUAUAGCAUGGAUUAAUUUAGCUUCCUAAUGACUGGAAGUAAUAAGUGAAGUUUGCAUGGAGUACCUAGUUGGGAGCUUUUAAACUUGACUACACUUAGCUCAAAUUCAGCCAAAAUAGUCUCACCUUCCAGCUUGUGAUACUAGGCACAAAAUCUCAUGGAUAGAGAGUGCCAAAGGGCCAAGAAUUUUUCAAUUAAAUAACCUGAUAGAGCUACCUUUUUUUAACCAUUCUGACUUCUUAUUCAUUAGCUAUCUUAUUCUAUACCUAUCAAGAGUAUAGAAGUUGAAGAAAUAAUGAAAUAUGCUAU
Equus caballus (horse) is the source of this 6025-nucleotide messenger RNA. NCBI's taxonomy places the organism in Eukaryota, Metazoa, Chordata, Mammalia, Perissodactyla, Equidae. The record is from RefSeq and is a predicted model, not a curated record.